Molecule: messenger RNA, 2636 nt
Organism: Lepus europaeus (European hare)
Lineage: Eukaryota; Metazoa; Chordata; Mammalia; Lagomorpha; Leporidae
Gene: ARRDC2
Product: arrestin domain containing 2
Biological process (GO): protein transport
Cellular component (GO): plasma membrane; cytoplasm
Source: RefSeq, a predicted model, not a curated record
AUGCUGCUGGCCAAGGUGCGGGCGUUCUCGGUGCAGUUGGAUGGCGCCGCGCCGGGCGCCGAGCCCGCGUUCCGCGGCGGCCAGGCCGUGGCGGGCCGCGUGCUGCUGGAGCUGGCCGGGCCGGCGCGCGUGGGCGCCCUGCGGCUGCGCGCACGGGGCCGCGCGCGCGUGCACUGGACCGAGUCGCGCAGCGCGGGCUCCGGCACCGCGUACACGCAGAGCUACAGUGAGCACGUGGAGGUCUUGAGCCACCGCUCCUCGCUGCUGGCGCCAGAUCCCGGGGAGACCACGACCCUGCCUGCCGGACGCCACGAAUUCCCGUUCAGCUUCCGGCUGCCCCUGACCCUGGUGACUUCGUUCGAGGGGAAACACGGGAGCAUCCGCUACCGCGUGGAGGCCACGCUGCGCCGGCCCUGGGCGCCCGCGCGCCGCGCCAGGAGGGCGUUCACCGUCCUGGAGCCCGUGGACAUCAACUCGCCGGGUCUGCUGGCGCCUCAAGCCGGAGCCCAGGAGACACUCGCGCGGUCCUGGUACCGGAACCGGGGCCUCGUCUGCCUCUCGGCCAAGAUCGAGCGCAAGGGCUACACACCAGGAGAGGUCAUCCCGGUCUUCGCCGAGGUCGACAACGGCUCCACGUGCGCCGUGCGGCCCCGCGCGGCCGUGGUGCAGACCCAGACGUUCACGGUGCGCGGUGCCCGGAAGCAGAAGCGCGUGGUGGUGGCCAGCGUGGCAGGCGAGCCUGUGGGCCCGGGGUGCCGGGCGCUGUGGCAGGGGCGGCCGCUGCCCAUCCCCCCAGUGGGGCCCUCGAUCCUGCGCUGCGAGCUGCUGCGGGUGGACUACGCCCUGAAGGUGUGCGUGGACAUCCCCGGCUCCCCCAAGCUGCUCCUGGAGCUGCCCCUGGUCAUCGGCACGGUCCCCCUGCACCCUCGCUCGUCCGGCGCGGGCAGCCAGGGCAGCUUCCUGCCCGAGUGGGGGCCGGGGGCCCUGCCCGAACCACCCGAAGCACCCCCAGAUUACUCCGAGGUCGUCGCCGACCAGCCGAGCCCCCUCCCGCCGCCGACGGGCCCAGACCCGAGCCUGGAGGGCCCCUUCCUCGCCUACAUCCGGGAGUUCCGAUACCGCCCGCCUCCGCUGUAUUCGGAGGAGGACCCCAACCCACCUGCGGAGGCCCGGGGGCCAAGCUGCUGAGCCACACAUGGACACACACGGGCCAUGGGAUCCAGGGAGCGGCCGGGCCUGACCACGGAACUUGGGGAGACUGAGUCUGGCAGGCCGGACACCGGCCUUGGCUGGCUGUCCUGAGACCCACUGCCCAGGGCCCAGCACGAGCCGCUGCUGGGUCCCGUCUGUGUGCAGCCGUGGGCAGGGCCAGGGAGGUGUGUGGGAGCCCAGGGAGGGGUGUGGGAGCCCACGGCGGGAUGGAGCCCCAGGAGUCAGACCAGGAGGAGGGACCCGGGGCUGGGAGCCCCAGAUGGGACACAGAGAAGGCUUCCUGGGAGAAGGGGCAUCUUAGCCAAGGCUUUGAUGCGUGAGUAGGAGUUCAGCAGGCAGCCGGCUGACGAGUAAAUGGAGGAGGAGAAGGCUGAGCUGGGUGAUCUUUGCGCCCGACCCCCUUUGCUGUGAGAAUCCGGGGCUCAGAGGGCGCUGCCUCCCCGCAGGCCGCACAGGGAGGUCCUUGGGAGAGAGCCCGACAUCGGACAGUGUGGGGCCGUGGGUGGCUGGGGCAGCGGCAGCCUGGUGAGGCCCCUGGCUCAGCCAGAGUGGGAGGCAGGCGUGGGGGUCCCCAGGCUCUGACCCCCAAGUCAGCCCCUGCUGGGGAGUUUUGGUUUUGUUUGUGUUUUAAAGAUUCUUUUAUUUGGAAAGGCGAAUGACAGGUUUUCCACUGGCUGGGCCCAGCCUGGGGCUCCGCCCACCUGUGUCCUUGCUGUUCCUUUAGGCACCAAGUGUGCCCCUGCCCCAGGGCCUUUGCACCUGCUGUUCCCAUGGCCCCGUGGCCCUCGCUCUCUCUGCCCUCGGGUCUCAGCUCAAACGCCCCUUCUCGGCUGCCAUGGUCCCGACUGUUCCCCAUCGCCCUGGUCCGGGAUAGGUCCCCGGCCUUGUCCAUCUCCACCUCUGUGAGGGGCCGGGAGGGGGCGGGGCCCCACAUGCAGCGGGAAUCAGGGAGGGGCAGGGCAGGUGCUGUGCACCCAGGACCCUGUGCCGGAUUCUCUGGAUUUGGUCCCCGCUCCAGCCCCACUUCUGGCCCCACUCCUUGCUAAGGCCUCAGAAAGCAGUGGAUGAUGACCCAUGGCGCUGGGCUCUCCCAGGCCCCCACACGAAUUGCAGGCUGCUGCUGCCUGCAAGGUCAGCAGCCCCUGUGAGCACAGGUUCGAGUCCCGGCAGCUCCACUUCCGAUCCACCUCUGUGUUGUGGCCUGGGAAAGCAGUGGAAGAUGGACCAAGUCCUUGAGCGCCUGCACCUGCGCUGGAGACCUGGCGAGAGCUCCUGUAUCCUGGCUUCAGAUCGGCACAGCUCCAGCCAUUGUGGCCAUUUGGGUUGUGAACCAGUGGUUGGAAGACCUCUCUGUCUCUCUCUGUCUCUCUGUCUCUCUCUCUGUCCCCCCCCCAUGACUUUGCCGUUCAAAUAAAUUAAUUUAA